Molecule: messenger RNA, 344 nt
Organism: Cladocopium goreaui
Lineage: Eukaryota; Dinophyceae; Suessiales; Symbiodiniaceae
Source: the annotation of a GenBank genome assembly
AGGUUGGUAGUGUUCGAGAAGCACAUCGCAUGACUGUCUUGGCGAAGAAUGUCAUGGACUCGGCGAUGAGUUGUCUGGUCUUUGCCAUCGCCACCCGAGAGAACUUCUGGGAAUCCAGCCUGGUCUUGGACGCCAACAAAGAGACCAUGUAUUCGGACUUGUUGUACCACUGGGCGUUUUGCGCCACUUGCGUGACCAUUUGUUCUGGAUCCAUGGCAGAGCGCACGCACAUCAUCGGAUACCUGACCCAUGCAGCUCUGAUGGCUGGUUUGAUCUUCCCGCCCGUAGCUGAAGCAGUCUGGGGUUCAGGAGGUCUUCUGCGUCCUUUCUUCGUGAAUGCCGUG